Messenger RNA from Juglans microcarpa x Juglans regia, 528 nucleotides. RefSeq names its product ankyrin repeat-containing protein P16F5.05c-like. Bases 1 to 528 code for a protein of 175 amino acids. The record is from RefSeq and is a predicted model, not a curated record. Gene Ontology annotation, molecular function: protein binding. The transcript has a single exon. Lineage: Eukaryota; Viridiplantae; Streptophyta; Magnoliopsida; Fagales; Juglandaceae.
AUGGAUCCGUCGAUGACAGAUGAUCUAACGAAUCCAGAAUUGGGGAACGUAUUGUUCGAAAAGGCCAUGAAAGGGAGAUGGGAUGAAGUCGUCGAUAUAUGUACGGAAAACCCAGUGUCUCUGAUGGCCGACAUCACCAGGUUGAAGGACACACUGUUGCACCUAGCUGUCUCCGGCGGCCAAGAGGAGACGGUCAAAAAACUCAUAGAUAUUAUCUCUGAACAGCCAAAUCCCGAAAUGCUACUCGGGACUAAAAACGAGAGAGGGAACACCGCUCUCCAUAUCGCUGCACUAAUGGGGAAUGAGGCCAUGUGUAAGUGCAUUGCAAGUGUUGAUCCUUCAUUAAUCGGACAACGUAACUAUGAGGGAGAGACUCCUCUUUACACGGCAGUGUUCUUCGGUGGAAAACAAGCAUUCCUAAGUCUUUACAAUUUCUGUCCGUUCUAUGAGCGUUACAGUUAUUCCAGGAAUACGCGGGGUGAUACGAUUCUUCACUGCGCCAUUUCUGGAGACCAUUUUGGUGAGUAA